Coprinopsis cinerea okayama7#130 is the source of this 363-nucleotide messenger RNA. RefSeq lists its product as hypothetical. Lineage: Eukaryota; Fungi; Basidiomycota; Agaricomycetes; Agaricales; Psathyrellaceae. The coding region runs from base 1 to 363 and encodes 120 amino acids. The transcript has a single exon. The record is from RefSeq and is a predicted model, not a curated record.
AUGGAUAAGGGACAUAUUGCUGUACUGGGAUCGGGUGAGGUAGCCGAGGGUAAGUCUGGGCCUGCGGGACUGCCAUCAAUGUCGAGUAAAUACUUGGAUGAUGAAGAUGAAGGUAUACCCACGUAUGAAGAGCUCGAACGGGUCCUCGAACCAGAAUUGGUCAGGAUCAUGAGGGAGGUGCGAGAAGGGUUGGAUGAGGCUGCUUUACCCCGGGUUGCUGAUGACGAUGUCGCGUAUGACAUGGACAAUAUUGGCGGCGAUAUGGAUUCAGAAUCCUCAGAUUCUGAUGAUACAGAUAGCGUAGAUGAAGUUCCCGAUGGUAUCUUAUUUAUGGAGGCGACAGGAGAGGAGGGUAGUUCGUAA